GACUCCUUGUCCAAGCUGAAUGGCUAUGAGUAUGACUGUGAUCUCGUGUUGUCCUGAUUGUGGGAGCUUCAAAGGCUGGUACCAUUCCUUGUGCAAGUAAUUAGUUGUGGAACCAACUGUCGUAAAAUUCAGUAUCGGGAAGGAUUGAGAUUUGGUAGUCGCACGCUUGCCCUUGCAGCGGGCGAAGAAGGUAGAUAUGAGUACUGCACUUCUAAAUCGCUCAGCCUCACCUGACACUAAAAGCCCAAGCCCAAGCCCAAGCCCAAGCCCACGCGUAUCCCAGAAAGGGAGCUCAACUUCAAGUAGGUACUUGGAGAGUGGGUCGAGUACUGCGCAGCAAACAGUAGCUGUAGUCCUGACAAGUCCGACACAAGGUCGUCAUCAUUACCCGGAUGACCAUCUUGCUGCUGGGCUACGCACACCAGGCGACAAUGAAUCCAGCAGCAGACCGGGAUCUGCGUUGGACAGGACGGGAAGUUUCCACAAAUGCCUCGGACUGCAGAUUGGAGCGGAUCGCUUUGGCUCUCCCCGCUAUCCGGCCCAGCUCGACUUCCUCAGAGUCGGUGCAAGUGCGAGGAUGGCCGGAGGAGAAGGAGUUGGCUACAGCAGGAGCUUUGACCACAAGGAUGCACACAGCCACCGCGGAAGUGGUACCAGGUCAAAGAGUUCCAGUGACCUUUUGUCCGAUGACGACGCAGAGGAUAUCCCAAUAGAUCGGCUGGGUGAGCGGCGUACUACUCUCUCACAGUUCAAUUCCGAUAGCAUGCACAGCUUCUCGUUUGCUAGCCAGGCCAGAAAGCGAGAAUCGUUCGUUGGAGCCGCCCGGUUGCAAACUCGUGGUGAAAUGACGCCACCGAAUGGCAGUAAUGCAACCGCUGAGGAUUUCGAGCUGAACGACUUCCUGCCAGAUAGGGAAGACGGCCCGCUCUUCCCCACUACAUCUCGCAACCCGCACAAGGCACUCCUAACCAUUGAUCUGCGUGACUCUUCAGUGCUGGUUGCAAAUAAUGUUGCAUGCGACAUGUUUGCCUGUACACCGUCGGAGAUCGUUGGCGUGCGGUUCCCCGAUUUGCUGGCAUACUCACUGGACCGGGCACGCCAGAACGACCUCAUUGAGUCCAACAUUGAUGCUGAUGGCAAGGUGGUGAUGGUCAAGGGCAAAGUGGUGGAUGUGAUCAACAGUCACGGCGGAGUGUUCCCCGUCUCUCUGUGGAUGAAGAUGCUGACGGUGCAGCCGCAGCCUCGCUGCAUUGCCGUGAUGGAGCCGGUUGAGCGCAGCAGUGCCGUACUGGCUCUGAACAAAGAUGGAGUGAUUGUUCACACGGACGGCACGGCCAAGGCUAUGUUUGGCUAUGAGGCGUCUGAACUUGUCGGCCGCACCAUGUGCCACAUCGUCAAUGCAUUUCGCCUGCCUGACCCGGACUGUACCACCAGUGAGGACUUUGACAAGGAUGUACUGAUUCAGGAAGCCACUGCCGGCCUCAAGUCGGGCCAGCGCUGUCCAGUGUCCGUUGCCGUACGUGCUAGGGCGGACACCGCUGGCGGCUCGUCGUUCCCGCACGAUCACGCCGUGUUCAAGCAUCCGGACUGUGCACUGUGCGUGGUGGUGUGGAUCUACGCUAACCUGAGCGGUCUGAUGACUGUACGCGAGAAUGGUGCUAUCCACUCCUGCAACUCGUCGUUCAGCCGUCGACUAUUCGGCUACGAUGAAAGUGAUCUUGUAGGAAAGGAGAUGAGUCUUGUUUUGCCCGACUUGUUCAACAUCUUGACCCUGUCCCAGUCACAAAUACCCAGCCCAUGCGGUUCAGAUGACUCCGUUGACGUGCCGCUGCCUCGCCUGGCUGCCGAUCUGGCGUCCUCCUGCGAUGACUCCGACGUGGACGGUGAUGUGUUUUCGGCGAGUGCACCCAUGAACAAGCGACUGGAGGCUAUGCGACUGCCGGUAACUAGCACCCCGGACGCGGCGCUCACUCCCAAUCUGUCGAGCGCGGACAUUGACCAGCGUCACUCCACCGCCAGCCCGACACUGCGUUCUAGUGGCACGUCCACGACGGUUGAGAGCAUUGGGCCGCUGAGGAGCCUGAGCAGUGGCAUGCAUGAGCUGGUGGCACCGGGCGGCUAUCGCUCGGCGUCCGCCGCUUCGUACCACCAGUCCAGUAGCGCCUCGCCGUUCCAGUCCGAGUUCCUGCGCAACGUGCACAGCGCCAGCGGUGGCGGCCUGGUCAUGUCGCCGCGCCUCAUCCUGUCGCCCGUCGCUCACCGCCACACACCGGUGUCCAGAACGUCCGGUAGCCGCGGUGCAUCUUCGCUGUCUCAGAGCUGGCGUGCAACACAGCAGCAGUGGGCUGACCGCGGACAAUUGGAUGUGAGUAGGAUCACUGGUGUGACUCUACCCACGACGGUACGCCAUCGAGAUGCAACAUCGCUGGACGUUCUUGCCCAGGUCAAGACCGUUAUACUGGACAACAGCCAGACGCUGUUCUGCGUGUGGAUCCAGCGCGACGCCAAUGUGGAGGUGGACCCGCUCUGUCGCCUUGAUCAGUCCUAUCUCAACAUUUCCCUUGCCAAGCAUGGCUUCGUUGACAGUGACUAUGAUGAUGAUUCUGGACCAGUAUCAAGGAGUGCCUCGAAAAAGUCUGUGCCAUCCGGAGCAGCACAAGUAGCUGCCCUGCCUGAGGAGCCGGACAGCGAUGACUCUGGUGAAGAUGAAGACGAGCCGAGCAUGGGUGGUAGCAGUCUUGGCGGCGGCCUCCAGCGUGCCACCAAUACGGUGGCGUCGUUUGCCAGCACCCUCGGACAAUCGUGCAUACUUGGCGACGACGAGGAAGCACGGCAGAUGUUUGCCGGCGAUUACGAGAGCAAUUACAUGACUCUGAAGUCUAUUGGCAAGGGAGCGUUUGGCGAGGUGAAACUGGCCAUAUCUCGUUUUACAAGUCGCUCCGUUGUUAUCAAGUUCAUUCGCAAGACCUCAGUGCUGAAGGAAAGCUGGAAGGACCUGACGGAGGAGGAGUUCAAUGCGGUCAGCCUACAGCGAUCAGACACUGUCAAACCCCAGCUGCCUGAGCGGCCGUUAGCAGUACCUCUGGAAAUCGUCCUACUCAGGCGUCUGGAGCAUCCGAAUAUCGUCAAGGCAAUUGAAGUGUAUGAGAAUGAUGAGUACUACCAGAUGGUGAUGGAGCGGCACGGCCAUGGUAUGGAUUUGUUUGAGUUCAUCGAUCAGAACCCCAGAAUGGACGAGCCACUCACCAGUUACAUCUUCCGGCAGAUUGCCCAAGCUAUCCAGUAUUUGCAUUCCAACGGCAUUGUUCACAGGGAUGUCAAGGAUGAGAAUGUCAUCAUCGACGACGACUUCAACAUCAAGCUGAUAGACUUUGGAUCGGCGGCCUACAUGGAGCCCAGUAGGCUGUUUGCAACUUUCUGCGGCACGCUAGAGUUCUGCUCACCUGAAGUUCUGCUGGGCAACAGGUACCCAGGUCCCGAGUUGGAAAUGUGGUCACUUGGUGUUACUCUGUACACCCUUGUCUUUGGAGAGAACCCGUUUGUCGAGGCUGAGGACAUCCUGACCGGACAGCUUCAGCCACCGUUCCGUGUUUCACCUGGCUUACUGAAGAUCCUGCUGUGGCUGCUGCAUCCUGACCCACAGUCUCGCGCCACUAUUGAUCAGUUGCUCAACUGUGCAUGGAUGCGCAUGGAAGUGGAUAUCAGUGCCUAUCGCUUUGAUGAGGUUGUCGGUGGCGGAGCUGGUGCUAUGUCUGGUGUUUCAAGUGGCGCAAUCGGUCAUGUCGAGGCCAGCAUCUCCGAAAGCAUGAUGAAUAGUCGCAACGGAACAUCUGCCGCGCGUGCUGGCUCGACGUAUGCCCACUCGCAUAGUCUCAGUGGUACGGUGUAAUCCCGAUAGCCACUCCUACCUCUAAAUCUUGUCUGAUAGUCUUGUCUUUGCCACCCAGUAAUUUAUACUGCCCCUCUGGCAGCAACGAGCUGCUUUGCACAGCUGUCUACUCUUUGGCUGUAGUCACCUUGGCCUGCCUUAUCUUUCCUUCAGCCUGCUGUUCAUUGUAUUGUUUAGGAGCCGCCCGUAUUGUUGGUGCACAUAAUAAUGGUGCACAUGCUCCACUAGUAUUGCCCUUAUAAUUCUCUAGUAUAAUAUACCAACAUGCUCUUCUGCUUCUUGUCCUCUCAUCAACAAUAGCCGCCGUCUUCACCCUAGAUGCUAAUGCUGAUACUGUUUUUUUAGUUUAGCCUGCCUGCAUUGUUUUCUCCAUGUGCAUGUCUUUCAGUGCUGUGCACCUCAACUUGCACAAAUCAUCAUCUGUGUUUGCGUAACACCCAAGUUGAUAGGGUGCCGAGCUGACUUAGGGGUCGUCGCAAAAGUUUUCUGUCGUCCCUGAAACGAACAUCGUUCAUUUCGUACUCGGACCCCCUCCCCUCCCUCUGAAACGAACACAGCUUGCUAUGCUGGACGACGAAAAUCGCAUGCAUGUACAUGUCAUAUGUACAGUGUCGGUCGACUUGUGAUUUUGGCUCGCACCCCCUCCCCCCCAAAUGAAUCAUGUUCGUUUCAGGGACGACAAAAAACUUUUGCGACGACCCCUUAGCUCCUCUUCUUCUUUUCUUUUUGAAAUAGAACUUUACUUGCUGGCAUGGCUGGAACAUGGCCGCUUUAUGUAUUCAUGUAUUGUUUUGCAACUGGAACUUCUUUUUUAUGCGCCGAGUUUUUUUACUGGAUGAUCUUUUCUAUCUUUCUCACUCUCCUCACUCUAUCUGCGGACUCUCUGCUUGGACUUAGAUUGGAUCUAAAUUUUUAUAGGUUUUGCCAAUUUUGCCUCGUCUCUAGCCCUCACCUGCAAGGAUACAAUAGGACUUCUUCUUGUGCACCAGUGUUUCAAUAUGCCCUACAGACUUUGUAGACUUGGUACAUCGUAACAUGUACUGUUCUUAUAAUCGUAGCCUCAACAUGGCACACGUGUCACGGUGACCGUGCUCUCCCCCAAGCAUGCACCCAGCUCUUCUCUAAUGAUAAUAAUUAUGAUUCUAACCCUAAGGUUACAGGAGUCAACAGCGUACACGUA
This is a messenger RNA of Sycon ciliatum, 5069 nucleotides long. Its product is annotated as PAS domain-containing serine/threonine-protein kinase-like. Gene Ontology annotation, biological process: intracellular signal transduction; negative regulation of glycogen biosynthetic process; protein phosphorylation. Lineage: Eukaryota; Metazoa; Porifera; Calcarea; Leucosolenida; Sycettidae. Bases 197 to 3889 code for a protein of 1230 amino acids. The record is from RefSeq and is a predicted model, not a curated record. The transcript has 15 exons. Gene Ontology annotation, cellular component: cytosol; cytoplasm; nucleus. Gene Ontology annotation, molecular function: ATP binding; protein serine/threonine kinase activity.